Molecule: messenger RNA, 1008 nt
Organism: Helicoverpa zea (corn earworm)
Lineage: Eukaryota; Metazoa; Arthropoda; Insecta; Lepidoptera; Noctuidae
Product: facilitated trehalose transporter Tret1-like
Exons: 4
Coding region: 1-1008 (335 amino acids)
Biological process (GO): transmembrane transport
Cellular component (GO): membrane
Molecular function (GO): transmembrane transporter activity
Source: RefSeq, a predicted model, not a curated record
AUGGAAGAAAGAAAUAGUAAUAAACACGAAGAUUCAGAGAAAUACUCUAAAAGUGGGUGGGAGAAAAAGAAAUAUUUUUAUAGACAGAUGUUAAUCAGCAGUGGUGGUUGGACCUGCUAUUUCAUUAUGGGCAUGACGUUUGGAGCCUCGACAGUCUUCAUCCCUCAAAUAAGACAGGAGGCCAAUUCUGAUGAUGCAGUCAGUGAAUCGAUGGCAUCUUGGAUUCCUGCCAUCACGGUGUACUCUGGCUUACCCUGGGUCUUCAUCUUGCCAGUUACAAUGAAAUACAUUGGAAGAAAAUAUACCUACACUUUCGUUUUCAUCAGUAACCUGAUCAGCUUCGUGUUAUUCUACUUUAGUGCCUCCAUCUUACACAUCGUCAUCAGCUUAGUAAUCAAUGGUAUCAACACUGGAUCACACUUCACCGUGUCAGUAAUGAUCAUCACGGAAUACACAUCUCCUAAACACAGAGGAUUUUUCUUAACAAUAAAAUCUGCUACAAUAUUUUGGGGUAUCUUCAUGGCUAAUGCUAUUGGUACCUUUUUCCAUUGGAGAAACAUCGGUCUUGCUGGAAUUUUAAUCAGUAUCUAUGGCCUGUUAGUUGCAUACAUAUUACCGGAGUCUCCAUUUUGGCUGGCCACUAAACAACGAUUUGAAAAAUGUUCGUCAACUCAUAGAUGGCUGAGAGGAGAAGAGAAACAAUCUGAAGCAGAUUUAGAAAACCUGAUCUUAUUCCAUAAGAACUUAAGUGUGAAAGAGAAUUCAAAGAAUCUUGAACUUAAUGGCAUUGUCAACAAGUAUUAUAAUGUCAUGACGUCGAAGAAAUUUUAUAAACCGUUAGUUCUGUGUUUGUUAAUACAAUCGCUCUACGUGUUGUCUGAUAAGAGUUUACAAGAAAUUGCCGAGUGGAUGGAAGGAUCUAAAAGGCCUGAAUUGCAUGAAGAAGUCAAGUUUUUACCAGUUGAACAAGAUAGUAAAGAUCGGAAAGUUGAACCUUCUCUAGGCUAA